This is a messenger RNA of Phialemonium atrogriseum, 822 nucleotides long. RefSeq names its product Pyruvate/Phosphoenolpyruvate kinase-like domain-containing protein. Bases 1 to 822 code for a protein of 273 amino acids. Gene Ontology annotation, molecular function: aldehyde-lyase activity. Gene Ontology annotation, cellular component: cytoplasm. The record is from RefSeq and is a predicted model, not a curated record. The transcript is spliced from 4 exons. Lineage: Eukaryota; Fungi; Ascomycota; Sordariomycetes; Cephalothecales; Cephalothecaceae.
AUGGGCGCGGAAUCCAAGAUGCUCCAGGCGAACCGGCUGAGGCGAGUCUUUACGCAAGACGAGCGCCCAGCAAUGGGCUUUUGGCAGAUGCUACCGGGGGCCAACAUCUCGAGGGCAUUGGCGAGGGCUGGAGCGGACUGGGUCUUGGUUGACUGCGAACACGGGGUCAUGGACGAUGCGGCAAUGCACGAAGCAGUCCCGGCAAUUGCGGCCCUUGGCGUUUCGCCAAUCGUCCGGAUACCAGACCUUCAGCCUUGGAUGGUGAAACGUGCCCUAGACUGUGGUGCUCAUGGAGUAUUGGCUCCGCUCAUACGGACGGUGGAUGAAGUGAAGGACUUCGUCGCUUCAGCAAAGUUCCCUCCAGAAGGGCGUCGAGGAUUUGGGUCACCAUUUGCCAUGCAGGCCUUCGACCCACUCCCGACCAUGACAGAGUACCUGCAGCAAGCGAACGCCAGCUUGCUAACGAUGGUUCAAAUCGAGACGCAGGAAGCCUUGGACGCGGUGGACGAGAUCGCGCCCUUGGUUGACGUCCUCUUCAUCGGCCCCUUUGACUUGGGUAACAACAUCGGCAAGCCCGUCAUCAACGGGAGGAUGGAUCCCGAGCUGGACGACGCAAUUGCCCGUAUCCUCGGAGCGACUAAGAGGGCCGGAACGAGGUGCGGGAUCUAUUGUACGAGUGGCGAACAGGCAAAGCACUACUCUGACAUGGGGUUCCAUAUGAUCACCGUGGCAACGGACAUCACCUCCCUGUCAGCCGUCAUGGCGGACACGCUGGCGAUAGCCAAGGGCGAAAGAUUGCCGGAAAGGGUCGGGUCGUACUGA